Molecule: messenger RNA, 213 nt
Organism: Dentiscutata heterogama
Lineage: Eukaryota; Fungi; Glomeromycota; Glomeromycetes; Diversisporales; Gigasporaceae
Source: the annotation of a GenBank genome assembly
AUGGCUUUCUUUUUAUUACUUCCGUUAAUUCCAACUAUAUCUUCAACUAUAUUUAAACAUUAUAUUGAAGGUCCACCUAAAAAAUCUUGGGAUUUAAAGUUUCACUUAGCAGUGACUUUGCUUAAAAACAACACUCGUUUUUCGAAAUUGCCUAUUGAACAGCUUCGAAAGGAAUCAGUAAAUUUUAUUAUUAAAGUUCCUCCUAAUAUAACU